This is a messenger RNA of Arabidopsis lyrata subsp. lyrata, 2244 nucleotides long. Its product is annotated as meiosis-specific protein ASY2-like. The transcript has 6 exons. The coding region runs from base 1 to 2244 and encodes 747 amino acids. Lineage: Eukaryota; Viridiplantae; Streptophyta; Magnoliopsida; Brassicales; Brassicaceae. The record is from RefSeq and is a predicted model, not a curated record.
AUGACUUCUCAUUCUGAAAGACCCGAAUCUCCGUCAUUCGACGAUAGGCGCUCUAGUAAUGACGAGUGCACUCGCCCUAAUGAUAUUGGCGGUCUGCACUAUAGAUCCACUUGUACUCUUCAAUCCCUCGAACCGUUGAGAGAGCUUUGCCGGAUUCCGCCAGAAAUUAUGGCGGAAGCACAAAUAGCGGACCCCACAGAAUCCCCAGAGAACCAUCGCGAUGGUUACUUCUGUGUGUACGAGAUUUAUUUCAAGGGUUGCGGAUUAACCUUCCCACUUCCCGAAACCCUGGUUCGGUACUUGGCGGUUCUCGAGAUCGCUCUUCCUCAAUUAAUUCCCAAUCUUCUCCGAACCAUUCUCGGAAUUAUAACAGUAGCGGCGGAAGCCGGAUACAUUAUUGGGGUCCCCGAACUAAAUGAGCUUCUAAGAGUGAGAAGUUCAUCGAAGAAGACAGGGUAUUUCUCGGUAUAUCCUAACGCUAACAGGAACGUCAUUUCACAUCUUCCAAACAAGGAUGAAAAUUGGCAUCACCCUUGGUUCCUGAUUAAGAAAACCCCUGCUUCGAUUGGAAAUCUAUCAGAUUUACUCCCAUCGAAGUGGUCCGCGAAACCUGCCUUCGUCGCUCCGACUUUACCAACUGAAGAAUUCAUUGGCUUCUUCAAAAUAAUCCUCGAAGGGGAAACCCUUUGGAAUUCUUUCACUCUCGAACGGUUCAUAGAAGCCAAUCGAAAACUCAGGAUGAGCCCUCCCAAUCAACUUCAUCGUCUUCCGCCUCCUCCCUCAACCCAGGGAAUGUCAGCUCGGGCUCUCACUGCCCAGCGAAAAAUGAUUUCCAAGCCGAUGGCUGAGGCUUGUGAUGAGAACAAGGCGUUCCUUGCGACCGCCAUUGACAAAAAAGAUUAUAGCAAAACCUUAUUGGUUGACGACGGUAGCACCGAAGGAGCCAGAUCCGUCGCCGUUUUCAGAUUGAUACCUCGACGUGAACGUCGUGAUGAUCGUCCUUCCUGGAGGCUCCAAUCUCCUAACCGUGACUCUCCUCGUUCUUCCCGAGAUGACUUUAGCAACGAACCGCUUAAGGAUUUAAUUCGCAAAAAGAGGGACAGGUCAUCCCGCAGUGGUUCUUCUCCGCGAAGAGAGAAGUCAAGGGCUCGGACUGACCGUUCUCCUCGAUCGUCCCCUCCUACUGAACCAAUGGGUCCUCCUCGUCCUGUCGAUAAGUCCUCUUCUUCUCAACAUGACUCUCUGAAGUCAAAGCCUGCUCUUGUUCCUCAGAUCAAAUCGCUCUCAGCCAUGGAGAAAGAGGGUAACGUUUUUCGGUGCUUCAAAACCCGAUCAAGUGCGAUCCUGCCGGAGUUCAACAAGUGGCGCUCCGCUAACAGCGAGCUCAAUGACAUAAUUAAACAUUACGAAGGAUUGGUCAUUGGUCAGGAGAAGGAGAUUGACACGUGGAAGAGCAAGUUUUCUAAUCUCGAGGCUGACCUCCGUUCUUCUACCGACUCCAAGCAUGAUCUGGAGGACAAGGUUGAUGGUCUAUCAUCCGAGCUUGCGAAGAUAAAGGGGGAGCUGCAGGACCAGUACGACCGGAAUUACAAGCUCCAGGAUGAACUUUCUUGUGUUCAGGGUAGACGUCAUGAGUCUGAAUCAUCCGCCGAUAUCCUUAACAACCAACUUACCGAGCUUCACGCGAAGUACCAGGUGAUCGCCAAGUUGCGUGAUUCCGAGUUAGCAAGGUCAGCAUCGAAGGCCAGAAAAGAGGUCAAGGGACGCGGGAUAGAAUUGAUCCAAGGGGCUAUCUGCUUCAUCCAAACUGAGAAAUCUAGGUCAGAUCUAGAAUCUGACAUCAAAGAGCACGAGAGCACCCUGAUCCUGUUGGAUCAGAUCCAUGACAAAGAUUUCUCCGAAGCGCAAGAAAGAUCCGAAUUGACCGCUAAUUUAACUAAAAAACGGAGUCGCUUGGCUGCUCUUCCCGCUUCAACCUUCAACCCACAGCACUUCGAGGAAUUUUUUACUGAAUCACCUCCCCCAAGUGAAUCGGGUCUAGAAUGGGCAGAACUAUCCUUCCUAAGCUCAAGUGAGGCGGAAGAUGCCACCCCUCCCGAAGUUCUAGCCACACCGGAGGUCACCCCGACGGAUGGUUGUACCGUGGAAAGCGGACCAGGAGCUUCGCCUGACCAGGCACCAGCCAAGGAGGUGGAUGAAACUUUGACAGCUGAGACGGAGUCCGAGGUGGUCGUUAACCCGUAG